AUGUGUGUCGUGGCCUCAAAUCGCGAUGCUUGGAUGUCAGUCUCCCAGCGCCGCUUUUUGGUUAUAGCCCUCAACAGCAUCACCAUCCUCCCGUUCCUUUGGAUCAACUUCAUCGUAUUCGUGCGAAGCAAGCACACUCUGCUAGACACAGUCAUUGUGCUUUGCGGAACUAUCUGCAUUCCAAGGCCUUUCGUCAGCUUCUGGAACUCUGCAAUUGGCUUAUGUAUCAUCUUGUUCGGCAGCGCAGAGCGAUCCGUCUACCCAUAUUUUCGACCUCGAGGACCUCUGUCGAAGCUUAGGUCUACGACAGCGCUCACGAUUUUCAUGCGUAACGAAGAUCCUGGUCCAGUGCUCGACCGCCUCUACGCCAUGUAUGAGAGCCUUCAGCAAACCAAUUGCCUCGAGCACUUUUGCUUUGUGCUACUUAGCGACACCGAUCACGUUGACGUAGCGCGAUCGGAAGAGAGGGUAUUUGCACAGCAUGCCGUAUCUCUGAGCGAGGGUAUGGCUAAGCCUCUAUUCUAUCGACGCCGUGAUAGAAACACCGGGUACAAGGCUGGCAACCUCAAAGACUACCUCGACAACCACUCCAAAGGAGACGACUUCUUCGUCACCCUUGACUCCGACAGCGCUAUGAGCGGGGACAUACUCAUCCGGUUGGUUUCUAGCAUGGAAGAAAACCCCCUCAUCGGGUUAUUGCAGACCAUAGUCAUCGCUGGUGGGCUCGCGACUGCGCGCGCGCUGUAUUGGGGUCACAACGCCAUAAUCCGUACUGAUGCCUUCCACAAGCAUUGGAUGCUGCCAAAGCUCCCUGGAGAGCCGCCGCUGGGUGGUUACAUCCUCAGUCACGAUCUGCUGGAAGCAAUGUUCAUGCGUCGAGGCGGCUACGAGGUCCGGGUGCUGCCUAUCGAAACGGAAAGCUACGAGACCAAUCCGCCUACAUUUCUCGACUUCCUUCGUCGCGAAUUACGCUGGUGUCAGGGAACUAUGCAGUACUGGUUCAUGCUGAGCGAACCUGGCAUUCAUCCAAUCAGCCGCUUUCAGGUGUACCAAACCUUGACCACGUACAUUGGCCAGGCUUGCUGCGUCUUCAUGACCUUGGCAUGCAUCACGAAGGAAGUCAUAGGAGAACCUAGUGUCAUUCAACUGAGCCUCGUCUUUGGCUGGACUCCGCACCUUGCUCUCGCUGCUUUCGGCAUAUUCCCCAAACUUGCGGGUGUCUUCGAGGCGGUGACAACGUCUUCCAGGCGCUAUGGUGGUAGUUUACGCUGCAUCCUCUCAAGUUUUGUGGAGUUAUUCCUGAUGACCUUCAUUGCACCGAUCACAGCUCUGGCUGUUGCGCUAUUCUUGUGUGGUCUACUCAAGGGCAAGUCCAUCACAUGGGAUGGGCAGAACCGCGAUCGGCUCGGUCUCAGCUGGCGUGACAGCUUCCGGGUUCUGUGGCCGCAGACCGUUCUCGGUUUUGGAGUUUUACUCGCUGUGCGAGGGACUGCUGAGCUGGCGUGGGCUAUCCCAUCAGCCGUAGGUCUCUUGUUGGCGAUACCCGUUGCUGUAAUCACGGCGUCGCCCCGUUUCGGGGAUGCGAUCACUUCUAUGCGCCUCUUCGAGAUACCGGAAGAGAUUGAACUCCCGCUCUUGUUGUCUAAGCUCCUUCCAGCGGGGUUCAAAGCAAAGAAGAGGAUUUGGGGAGUGAGGUAG
Messenger RNA from Colletotrichum abscissum, 1698 nucleotides. Its product is annotated as glucans biosynthesis glucosyltransferase H. Gene Ontology annotation, cellular component: plasma membrane. Gene Ontology annotation, molecular function: hexosyltransferase activity. The transcript has 2 exons. The coding region runs from base 1 to 1698 and encodes 565 amino acids. The record is from RefSeq and is a predicted model, not a curated record. Lineage: Eukaryota; Fungi; Ascomycota; Sordariomycetes; Glomerellales; Glomerellaceae.